GGCGUUGGGAAACGCUUCCUAUAUUUGUUCCAUCAUGUGCAAUCGAAUCGUAGUUUUGUUUUUAUUUCUUUUUGAAUUAAUACGCUGCAAUGAAACUGAUAAAACAUGCGUUGUACGGUUUCGUGGCUCCAACAACAUAGGAAUUGGAAUACCAAGUGAAAUUUUCAACCUUGUACCCUACUGUCAAUAUUUGGGAGUUCGAUAUGCGGAACCUCCUUUGAGAUUUAAGAACCCAGUGAUUCAUAACCCCAAAGGAGUUGAAAAUUACACAUCGUUGGGUAAUAUCUGUGCCCAAGAAGAUAAUUUUCUUAGUCCUCAAGGAGCUAUCGGUCAAGAGGAUUGUUUAUUUUUGAAUAUCUACUCCCCAUGGCGCGACAAAAAUGGAUCGAACUCAGCUCAUCGCAAAUUUCCUGUACUGGUUUUCAUUCAUGGUGGAUCGUUUUCGAUUGGUUCAUCAACAUUUGAUAUUCAUGGAGCAGAUUUGCUAGUUGAAAGUGGCGUUUUAGUUGUCAGCAUAAACUACCGACUUUCGAUGUUGGGCUUUCUGCGAUAUCCCCGGUUUAACGUUUCAGGGAACUUUGGCUUGAAAGAUCAACGAACAGCUUUGCAGUGGGUUCAGAAACACAUCAAAUACUUUGGAGGUGAUUCAAAGCGCGUUACACUAAUGGGCCAAAGUGCUGGAGCUGCGUCUAUCUGUUACCAUCUGUAUUCGGAGCAAAGUCGAGGACUUUUCCAACAACUUUUCCCCUUGGGAGGUUCAUUUCUUUCUCCAUGGGCUUUAAUUUAUAAUCCACAGAAGUCAGCAGAUGAUUUGAUCGAGGAUCUCGACAUUUCUAGCAUAAAAGAACUGCAGGAAGUUGAUUUCGAACAGUUCUUUCUGGGAAAUACCCGUGGAAGUUACAAAUUUCUAUCGAUGUACAACCCAUCUUUCAUUCCAACCAUUGAAAGCAUUAGUGAAGACGAACCUUUCAUCACGAAAUCACCUUUGGAAACCAUUGAAUCACACCUUCCAUAUCAGAUUCCCAUUCUUAUUGGACAUACCCAAACAGAAUUGGAGCUAGUGUUUCGGUUGACGAAGUUUUUGUUUGUCGGUGAUAAUUUUCCCAAUACAAAUGAUUCAGUCACCGCUAACGUAAUGCGACUAGUAAAACAACGUCAAAAAUCUACUAGUGAUUCCGAUUUCCUGGGAAAAUUUGUCAAUAUGGCUGAUAUGCACUAUCCGAUCAAACGACUGAUACGGAUCUGGUCCGAUCAACUAUCCCAAUCACCCUUGUACUAUUUUAAAUUUAGUUUCGAUGGGAAAUUCGGUUCUUAUAAAAAUGAAUUCUACAAAUUCAGAACGAAUGGAAGUCGUUACGGGGCCGUUCAUGGUGAUGAUUUAGGGUACAUAUUUACACCUUAUAAUGUUGAAGAGGCCCUUGCCAAUCGAAGCCAGUUCAUUCGAGAGUGGAAGGUUCACGAACAAAUGGUUGAGCUGGUGGCAAAUUUUGUCAAAUACGGAAAUCCAACACUGACACAGCUUAAAACGUCCAACUUGACGUGGAUUCCUUACAAUGACAACACAACACAAGAAAGAUAUUUGAACAUUGGCGAAACGCUGGAACUGGGUACAGAUAAUGAUUCAAUAGAUGAGCUGUUCCAAUUUUGGCAUGAUAUAUAUCAAUGUCUAUACUUGUUUGACUGUAAGGCAGUUGAUAAUCGAUUGGAAGAUGGUGGAUUUAGCAUAGAGGAAUUAACGGAAGAUGCCAAUGAAGAACAUGAAAUUGAAUGAAGACUUAUUUCAGAAAAAUUUAAACUAAGCUCAAUGCAGUCUAUUGAGCAUCUUUAAGCCAAAUAAUUUAAGUUACAAUUACUAUGUCUAUUAAUUUGAAGUCAUUUAGUCACUUAACCCUUCAAAACCCAUUUUUUUGUCACUGAAAAAUUAACAGAAGGCAAAUUUUAUAGAUAAGGAAAAAUUUUUGAGACAGUUUUUCAAAAAUUGCAUAACCACAGGGACACAAGAACUUGAUUUUCAGUACUUUUUCGGUUGUAGUGUUUGUAGUGAGUGAGGCAUGGAAGCGUAAAAAUGAUUUAUUGAAGAGUAUUUAAAAGGUUAGAUUCGUCAAUGUUAUGAUUUUGUUUUGUAUAAUCUGAUAUGGCUUCCAAAGUUCCAAAAGCUCACCAACACGAAAACUAGUAGAUUUAAAUAAAAUUUAUCUCUGUGCAUGAGGACUUUUUAAUGAUUGUUUGAUGAUUGGUAUUGUGAUGAAUACAUGAAAACUGAUCGUUGAUGUCUGUCUCGGAAUGGUUAUUCUAUAUUACAAUCUUAGAGAAGAUGGUCGCGUGUUGUGAGUGGUUAGUCGUCGCGUUUACCACAGUUUUUACACACUUCAACCACUUUUCCUAAAUUUUGAAACAUAGCAAUAAUUUAUAUAAUUUUUAUUAAAAUUUUUCUACAUAUCACUUAGAUAUUCCAAUUAAUAUGAGAAGUUAGGUAAUGUUGUACAAUUUUUCUCGAAUUGCUUUUGUUGUUUCCCACCCCCGCCUUUUGACGGGGCUUAUGUUUCAUCGCUUCAACCUAACUUAGGAUAAUUUUUUUUCUCAACAACUGCUUGUCAAACAGUUUUCAUCCGUAGGGGUUGUGAGGUUUUCAUAUUAAGUAAAAAGUAAAGUAAGUAAAAAUAAUGAUUGACUUUAGUUUUAAGCUGAUUUUAGCGUCAAUAGGAAUACAAAAAUAACAACCUGAUAAGCACGACACUGAAAUAAAUAGCUUCCCUACAAACAUAAAAUUGCAUUGGAAAUGAUAACUCAAGUCGUUCACAAUGUUACUAUGAAUCACAAUUCGAACCAAAUAAUAAAACGAUUGUAAAACUGGUUACUGGAAGUCGGUUUAGAUCGGAUAUGAUGAAAAGUUCGCCAUGUUAACAUAUUCUGAAGAAAAUUUCGUUCAAUUUCUUCACCCGGCCAGGCUUCAAGUCAGAAAACAACUUUUAUCUCUCUUUGCAUCCAGAGCGGUGCAACCAGAGAUGCCACACGUUCCGAUUUUCUGGUUUUUAUACCGAUUUUAGACAAAAUUUUUAAUCAAGAAUCUGUUUACACUGAAUACCGAUAUUUGACAAAACGUACCGAUUUAAUUCCAAUUUUUGAAAAAUUCUUUCAGAGAGGAAAAUUAUUUCCAAAAUAUGAUUAUAAAUAUCCGAACCAUUAUUAACCAGCAAGUCUCAGCGUCUUUGUCUUUUAUGUCAACUGCCUUGAGAUCAAAUCGUGAUCAGCAAAUAAUAUGGUGAAUUAGAGAUUAUAGUAGAUAAGACGUUAAAAGCAGUGUUCCGAAAAUCAAUCAAAAUAAACACUCAGAAUACGUUUAAUUUGAAACAUUUUGACUUUAUAAUAAGAAAGCACCUCUCGCAACUUCUUCGCCCGACUGAUAGCAAUCUCGA
This is a messenger RNA of Uranotaenia lowii, 3416 nucleotides long. Its product is annotated as juvenile hormone esterase-like. Gene Ontology annotation, molecular function: hydrolase activity. The record is from RefSeq and is a predicted model, not a curated record. Lineage: Eukaryota; Metazoa; Arthropoda; Insecta; Diptera; Culicidae. The coding region runs from base 35 to 1771 and encodes 578 amino acids. The transcript is spliced from 4 exons.